AUGGUGUUUCCUUAUAACCUCAAUAAAAACGUCCUGCUGGGAUCUUUACCCCUGGUCGCCACCUCAGACUCGGGUUACUCAUUAACAGGGAGGCAGAUAAAAGCAGCGAGGAAGCAGAGCGGCUCAUCUCAGCUCAUCAUGUCUGCGUCGGUGGCGUCUUCAUCGUUGGCCGGUGUGACGGUCAUCACCCAGGUUUACCCUGCAGCCCCGGGGGCCCAAGGGGGCCCGCCGCUGGGCCCCCAGGGUGCCACACAGAGACGGUUGCUGGCACUAGGGACGGUGCAGAUCAUGAUCGGCCUGCUGGUCCUCCUCUUCGGGAUCGGGAUGGUGAUCCUCCCAAACUCGAUCGCCGUGUACAGCGGCAUCUUCGUGUGGGGAGCCGUGUUUUACAUCCUGGCAGGCUCUCUGACGGUGGCUGCCACCAGGUCCAUGGACCGCUGCAAGGUGAACGCGGCCCUGACCCUCAGCAUCAUCGCUACCCUGCCCUCUGGUGUCGCCAUCAUCCUCCACUUUAUUGACACCAGUGGGCUCGGCAUGAUCGGUUGCUAUGGAUACUAUGACUGUUACGAGUGGCAGAGCAGCACUGUUGCUCUGAUCUCUGUGGCUCCAUAG
Messenger RNA from Myripristis murdjan (pinecone soldierfish), 612 nucleotides. RefSeq names its product membrane-spanning 4-domains subfamily A member 8-like. Lineage: Eukaryota; Metazoa; Chordata; Actinopteri; Holocentriformes; Holocentridae. Gene Ontology annotation, cellular component: membrane. The transcript is spliced from 5 exons. The coding region runs from base 1 to 612 and encodes 203 amino acids. The record is from RefSeq and is a predicted model, not a curated record.